GGGAGGGGCUGGGCCCCGCUAGGGACAGGAAGGACUAGAGGCCCAUGGCGGCUUGGACUGGAUCAGAGGAGGGCUGGGUAUCGGCAUGGAAGCAAAUGCGAAUGGAAGACUACAUGGCCACAAGCAUGGUGGACCUGGCGAAGCCAGAACUUUGCAGCCCAUCCCUCCAGUUAGGAAUCCCAUCCUCUGGGCCUCGGAGCACACCUGAAUACCCCUGCAAGUGGGAGGACAGGUUCCGCCCCAGCCCAACAGGUCAACCUGGGAAUCAUUAACAAGAGUCCCUGACAUGGCGAAGAAGGAGGGUGUCCGGACGGCUCCAUGCUGCUCCAGACCCAAGGUGGCGGCUGUCGUUGUGGGGGCACUGCUGCUCCUGACAGGCAUUGGGGCUGCGUCCUGGGCCAUUGUGACCAUUCUCCUACGGAGUGACCAGGAGCCGCUGUACCCAGUGCAGGUCAGCCCCGGGGACUCACGACUUGUGGUGUUUGACAAGACGGAGGGGACGUGGAGGCUGCUGUGUUCCUCACGCUCCAACGCCAGGGUGGCAGGGCUCGGCUGUGAGGAGAUGGGCUUCCUCAGGGCCCUGGCGCACUCGGAGUUGGAUGUGCGAACCGCGGGCGCCAACGGUACAUCAGGCUUCUUCUGUGUGGACGAGGGCGGCCUGCCGAUGGCUCAGAGGUUGCUGGAUGUCAUCUCUGUGUGCGACUGCCCUAGAGGCCGAUUUGUGACUGUCGUCUGUCAAGACUGUGGCCGCAGAAAACUGCCGGUGGAUCGCAUUGUGGGGGGCCAGGACAGCAGCCUGGGAAGGUGGCCAUGGCAGGUCAGCCUGCGCUAUGAUGGGACCCACCUCUGUGGGGGAUCCCUGCUGUCCGGGGACUGGGUGCUGACAGCUGCACAUUGCUUUCCAGAGCGCAACCGGGUCCUGUCUCGAUGGCGAGUGUUUGCUGGCGCUGUGGCCCGGACUUCGCCCCAUGGCGUGCAGCUGGGGGUUAAGGCUGUGAUCUAUCAUGGGGGCUACCUUCCCUUUCGAGACCCUACCAUUGAGGAGAACAGCAAUGACAUCGCCCUGGUCCACCUCUCCAGUCCCCUGCCUCUCACUGAAUACAUUCAGCCAGUGUGUCUCCCUGCUGCGGGACAGGCCCUGGUGGAUGGCAAGGUCUGUACUGUGACCGGCUGGGGCAACACACAGUUCUACGGCCAGCAGGCUGUGGUGCUCCAAGAGGCCCGGGUCCCCAUCAUAAGCAACGAGGUCUGCAACAGCCCUGACUUCUACGGGAAUCAGAUCAAACCCAAGAUGUUCUGUGCCGGUUAUCCCGAGGGUGGCAUUGAUGCUUGCCAGGGUGACAGUGGCGGCCCAUUCGUGUGUGAGGACAGCAUCUCUGGGACAUCAAGAUGGCGGCUCUGUGGCAUUGUAAGCUGGGGUACGGGCUGUGCUUUGGCCCAGAAGCCAGGAGUGUACACCAAAGUCAUUGACUUCCGAGAGUGGAUCUUCCAGGCCAUAAAGACUCACUCCGAAGCCAGCGGCAUGGUGACUCAGCCCUGACCCAGCCUCACCUCGCUGCUCGCGCCUCCAGAGCUGGAGUUGGUCUGACGCUCCAGACCGGCGUGGUAGGCUCCACACUGGGCCUCACACGGAGCAGUUUUCCUCACGGACCCAGUCCACAGGUCCAAGAACUCUCUUCCACAGUGGCCGGCCCACUCAGUCUUGGGGCCACUCGGCCUCAACCUCCCCACCCCAUGUAUAUAUUACUCUGUCCUCUGGGGACUGCUUUCCAGGUGCCCCUGUGGGAAUACUCUUUAAAUAAUAA
This is a messenger RNA of Chionomys nivalis (European snow vole), 1805 nucleotides long. It is a transcript of the gene Hpn, whose product is annotated as hepsin. The coding region runs from base 287 to 1540 and encodes 417 amino acids. Gene Ontology annotation, cellular component: membrane. The record is from RefSeq and is a predicted model, not a curated record. Gene Ontology annotation, biological process: proteolysis; regulation of cell shape; negative regulation of epithelial to mesenchymal transition. The transcript is spliced from 13 exons. NCBI's taxonomy places the organism in Eukaryota, Metazoa, Chordata, Mammalia, Rodentia, Cricetidae. Gene Ontology annotation, molecular function: serine-type endopeptidase activity; serine-type exopeptidase activity.